This is a messenger RNA of Camellia sinensis, 1638 nucleotides long. The record is from RefSeq and is a predicted model, not a curated record. NCBI's taxonomy places the organism in Eukaryota, Viridiplantae, Streptophyta, Magnoliopsida, Ericales, Theaceae.
AAUUUUGAACAUAUAUGUCUUUGCUUGCAAGAUGAUUGAUUUUCUGUAUAUUGGCUCUGGGAAUUGUAAUUUCUGAUUCUGGUGUGAGUCUCGUGCUACAAUUCCUAUGUUUACACGCACUUUCCAUUGGUGGUGCUCUGUAUACGAUUUCUUUUUGGUGGCUAGUUAGUUGUGAUUUAGUAAACUACUAGGGUUCUGUUCUGUCAGAGAUACUUAAAAAGAACCUUUGGGAUUGGUUGAAGAUGUGCUACUUCCAUUUAUUCAAAGUUGGUUCACACUCACAUUUUUGGAGCUUAUGCUCGGGCUAGCACGGUGUACAGAUCUUGUGCUUUGUGGUGUGUUUCUUUGAUCGUCCGGUAGGCAUUUUGUUUUGUUGGGUUUUGUUCUUGGAAGGCCUGUUUGGGGACAGAUAAACAAUCUGGUGUGAGAGAUUUCUAUCCUCGACUCUGAACCCCUCAAUUGGUUGUUGUCACUUAUUUUAGUUGAAUAGCUCCAAAACUCAAAAAUAAUCAUGCUGUUGUUUUCGGCUUUCAACUUCCAACAGCUUCGUUAACCACCCAAUCCAGAGUACUUGUAUUUCAGAUGUUUUGGGCCUCAAAUGUUUCCGAAACAUCCUCUGUUUUUUGGCUGUGAUGGUCUCGAAUGGAGCAAAGAUUGAUAUCUUGACUUGGGAUGGUACCCUUUCGUCGAGUGACUUCUGUGCUGCUGCACUUGCUUUCACUGAGAAAUGGAAGAGGUUUAACUCUACUACUCUCUCUCAGUGGUCAUGGGUCCCUUGUCUAAAAUGCCCCUGGAUUGCUGCCCAUGAAGCAGAAGGAUAUUUGUCGCUAGAGAAUGUGUUUCUUCCAAGGUCUGUCUGUAACUGUCUUGUACAGGAAGAGCAUGAUGAACAAAGCCAGACAGUACAUGACGAUCUGAGUUGCUCUGGUCAGGAUGAUGAUAUUGAUAAUGCAAUUUUGCAUUCAUGCAGGCUGGUCGUUUGGGUUGAUCAUGAAAACAUCUGCAGUUUUCCAUCAAGAGAUGAUGAUAACAAAGAUGGACAACCUUUAGUAUUGGAUGACAUUGAAAAGGAUCUCCCCGCAAACUCUGCAAAGGUGCUGAUGGAAUCAAAAUGGACAUUCAUAACUCAGGAGGAGCACCCCUACUUGAACAGGCCAUGGCACACACUACAUCCAUGUGGAACCAGUGAAUGGAUGAAACUGCUGUUUAUAACUGAUGCUUCACAGGCUAAAGGUGGAGUGGCAUUUGAGAAAUAUCUUGUAUCAUGGCUCUCAGUCGUUGGGCAGGUGGUUCGUCUUAGGAUUCCAUUUGAAAUGUUGAGUGAUUCUGGUCAGUUGUAGUUGAUGACUAUCCUUCGGACAUGAGUGUCAGUUAGUCGUAUUAAAAGAAGAUUGUAAAGCAAUUCUGUAACAGAACCAAAAGUCUAUUUCAUCCCUCUGCUCUGGCAUUUAACUUUGAGUGUUGGUCCUGGAGUACUUAAUCAAUUUUUAAUUUAUUUUUUUCACCAGCCCGCAGAGAUUGGGCUAUGCCUUCUGGAAGGACUAAUUUAGUUUGAUAUCUCAGCUCACAUUUGGAUUUGCUUUGGUAAUUGCUAAGCAGACAUUGCUGUGAUACUAAAUUUAUUGUUUUCCCCAACUA